CCAAUUCCACGCAAGAUCGGUGGAGCGUGGUUUGAAAUUAUGAUUUCAAUUCUGGCUAAAUGGACUUCUGCCUCCAAGCUUAUGAACAUCUUUGACGCUUACUUAACAUAAUCAUAACAGUAUAUUGUGAGCCCGACAUAAAUUUAUUAACGAAUAGGAGUCAUAUAUCCUCUGGGCAAAGUCUGUGUUAACGACGUUGACAUCAAGUUCAAACAACCUUUUAGAAUGAGUCAUGAAAGACAGUCUAACUCAACGAUCUCCAAUCCCAGCCUAUCGGGUUUGGCGCUAAAUCUAUCUCAGGCAUCAAUACCAACUGGACCAAUUCUUCUUCCAGCGUUUAUUUCUCAUGGAGCUGACGAAUUAUCGUCUUUUAUUGGAGAAAAUCCAGUAAACACAAAGACAUCUAUACCAGAAAGUGAAGAGAAAUCUCUCGACUCUGGAUCAAGUCUUGCAAAAAACACUCUUAUCCUGGAAGUAUCACCGCCUUCAGCUUGCUCCUUCAAACCGAUCGCUUCCACAACAGUCAAGUUAAAUCAGCGACCUCGUUAUGUUUUACCCCCGGAUAUAAACACUUUUUCAACUAGCACUCCAACCAGCAUUACCAACAUACCUCUCAAUUCUCCAAUCAAGCCAUCUUCAACUUUUAGACCAAACCAAUUACUUCCUCCAUUUCUCCCAAGUAAUCCACAGAAUAAUAUACAAACUGCACAACUUCCUGUAUUCAUGGAAACAACAGAUCAACAAACACAGUGUCCCAAUCAGAAUAUUGAUCCAACCUCAUCAAUAUCAUCUUCCGUAUUGAUGAGAACCACUUAUCAUCCAGUUGGAGCCCAUUGGUUCUAUUCUACAACUUUCGAAAAUAUAUCCGUUUGGUGGCCAUUUUCACGUCAUGAUUCAUACCAAAUUGAAACUGAGUUUUUCCGAUCAUGUUAUUCACAGUUUACAUCAGAAAAUUCACUAGCUUCUCCCAUUACCAAUACUACAUCGGAUAUGAAAGCAACAAUUGGAACUCGUGAAGUUGUUGUUCAAGUUGAUGGAGGUCGUUACGAUGUUCAUUUAACAAAAAGAGAACGUCGUUCAGUCUACUGGGACGAAUCACCAGGUCAAGUUAGACGGGCCACGUGGUUUUAUAAACCACAAGGUGAGUCACGUGUACUUCCAUUUUCGGAACGGACAUGUGACUUACUGGAAGCUCAAUACAAAUUAAGUGUGGAACAAGGUCAAUGGGGCAAACGUUUUGAUUUACCAUCAGAAGAUAAACGUGGUGGUAGUGAUGUAUUUAUUUUUAAUAGCCCACAAUCAAUGAUUCAGUAUUUAGCCUGGCCAUAUGAUUUAUCUUCAACAACGAACUCGGGAAAUGUUGUUGCCGGUACAUCGUCACCAUUUAUUCAUUUAGAUCCAAGUCAAAUAUCCCAAGAAAUGUCUUUAACUGGUCAAUUAUUCGAAGGACGUGUGUGCUACCUACAUCGUGGUCUAAAUGAACAGUUGAUGGAACAGAUUGACGAAGGAGAUUAUAAACCAAUUGAUCAGUUAUUUUUCAUUGUACACGGCAUCGGCUCAAUAUAUAAUUUGAAAGGACAAGGUUUGAUAGAAUGUGUUAAUGAUAUGAGAAAUACAGCUAAACAGUUGAGUCAAACGCACUUUCCACAUCAUCCGUAUCGUAUGGAGUUUUUGCCGAUUCUUUGGCACGAUGAAUUACAUUCGGAUACUGUGACUGGUUUAGACAAACAGUUGGAACAAAUCACUCUUGGUAGUAUACCGAAAUUAAGACAAUUCACAAAUGAUUCAUUAAUGGAUAUAUUGUUUUAUACAAGUUCUAAAUAUUCACAACUAAUUGUAAAUACAGUGGCUAGAGAGAUUACUAGACUACGUGAAUUAUUUAUUUCACGUAAUCCAAACUUUACCGGUAAUAUCUCUAUUAUCGGUCAUAGUUUAGGGGCUGUCAUAUCGUUUGAUUUAUUAUGCCAUCAAGCCGCUUAUAAUUCAUUAUAUACUACCGCAACUGAUCAAUCUCCAACAGUAUCGUUUUCUACAGUACAUAAUAAUAACAAUAAUAGAACAAUUGGUAGUACUUUUAUUACUAAUACAGAUUCGCAAUCGAAAACAAUCAAUGAUGUUGAUGAACUACAUAGUGAAGUAAAGGUCGACCAGUUUACACAUGAUAUUAUGAGUUCUUCCAAAAUAUCAGCAACUACUUUUCCUGCUUCUACGAUAACAAGUGUUACUAGUAGCAUUAGUAGCUGUAGUAAUGGUUCUACAACAAUGGUGACUGAUACAAACACUUCUCUGAAUAUUUCAUCAUUAUCAUCUGCCUCAUCAUCGUCAACAUGUCCGUCGAAAGAUCAUACUAAUGAUGAAAAUAAAAGUGAACAUAGUAUCACUAUGUCAGAUGCAGGACAAAAUGAUAUGGGUGAAUGGUCUGUUGUUGAUGAUUGCGAUCAUCAUCGUAACCGUUCAAAAUCCAAGCUCAAUAAUGAUAAUAAUACGAAUGGAAGCCAAUCACAGCCAAUGCUCAACUUGUCUCUAAAUAACAUCAGUCAACUUAACGAAAUCUUAUCACAAAAUGGAUUAAAUGUUGACCAAACACGUAGUAUACUUCAAUCAAUCUUAAAAUGGAAUAAAAUUAAUCAACUUAAAAGCAAAUCUGUUGAAGAUUUAGAAAAGGAAAAUAGUUAUCACGAUAUGCUGGUCAAUUCAAGUAUCAUUACUGGGCAAAUUUUACCAAACAUUGUUACAACUGCUUCAAAUUCAAUGUUGACGUCAUUUUGGUUGGAAAAUCAUUGUUUCUAUGCAAACCAGUGCAACAGUAACAAUGCUGGAUUUGGUAUUACACUGCCUAACUAUCCUCAAUUAGGCUUUCCUAUAUCUGGCUUAUAUACAUUAGGCUCACCGAUACCAUUGUUUUUAACUGCACGUGGUAUUAAAACGUUGAGUAGCGAAUUUCACUUGCCAACAUGUUCAACAUUUUAUAACAUAUUUCAUCCAUUCGACCCAGUUGCCUAUCGUAUGGAAACAUUGAUUGAUUCAGAAUUUCAGCAAAAAUCUGUCCUCAUUCCACAUCAUAAAGGUCGCAAACGUAUACACUUACAAUUGAAAGAUAAUUUAGCCUGGGUCGGUUCUGAAUUAAAAAGUAAAUUCUAUAAUUCAGUUCAAUCUACUUGGCGCAGUCUACAUGAAUUUGCAUUGGCUCAUAAAUUUAUUAGUGCCUCAGGUGAAUUAGGAUCUGGUUCUACUGCAUAUACUUGUGGUAACAGUUCAAAUGGCGAUGAAUUAGACGAUUAUGAAAAUGUUUGUAAUCUCACUGACAAUCGUAAUGAUGUUGUUACAACAACUUAUCGUAAUUUAACAACUCAUGAUUUAUCUUUUAACAGUCGACUUAAUCAAGGUAGACGUAUAGAUUAUGUUUUACAGGAAGCUGCUUUGGAAAGCUUCAAUGAGUACCUUUUUGCGCUUACAAGUCAUGGAACCUAUUGGGAUUCAGUGGACACUGUGUUAUUUAUACUAACAGAAGCAUAUUCCGAAAAAGGUAUAGCUCCUAUAAUGCCUGGUCAGAAGAAUGUGCCUGAAAAUACAAUUCAUGUAAGAGCAUUAUCACCUCUUACAUCUGCCGGUUCAACUUCUGUUCAUUCUAUGCUCAAUCCAUCUUCUGUAACAGCAGAUUUGUUAGUAAAUGUAAAUAAUGAUCAUCAGAUGCCUGCAUCUCAACAAGUCGAUCAUUUAGUUUCCUUAUCUUCUGUCAACCAAAAUCAACCUUAUCCUAUUACAACUACUGUAGCCAGUACUGUUUCUUCUAUUUCCAGGAUUUCCAAUAUUCAAGGUCAACUGCCACCAUCCUUACCAUACAUAACACCUCCCCCAGUAAUUCUCGCCACUACCACUAAUAAUAAUACUCAUUAUAUGCAAACUACGGUUACCGAUUCGUACUACCAGGUGGCAAUUAGUCAGCACUAUUCCUCUGCAGGUCCACCAUCAUCUCAUAUCUUCUCUCAAAAAUAUAUUGCUCCACAAAUUUCUGUUUGUAUGUCACAAGAGUUUUCAAAUACCGCUGGAAAUUAUAUGCAAACGCAAAAACAACAACAGUAUUCAAAUAUACCAGCUUAUGCUCAUCGUAAACAAAGUUCUGUGAAUAAUUCAACUACUAGUUCUUUUACACCUUCCAUACCUCCAUUUCAUUCAGCAACACCGCCAACCUCAUGCAUUUCUGUUGACCAUCCAAUAUGUGUUGUGCCAUCUAUUAUCCCUGAUCUACUUUGUACUCCUACUAAUAUAUUUAUACCAACAUCAACAGUAAUGGAAAAUACGUUUUGUUCAUCGUCUCAAAUGUUCCCACCAGUAUCUCAAUAACAGCAACAAACUCUGUGUUGAGUGUUGUUUCUUCUAUUGCUUGUUUUCAGCUAUCUAGCCUAUAUUGUCAAACGAAGAAGAUUUAUGUGAAUUUUUAUGGUGAUAGUUACUUUUGAGGCUGACGAUCUCUCAUAUGGGUACACAAGAUAUAAUCUGAAAAUCCUUAGUUAUUUAUGUUUUGUUGCUAACCUACUUUUACUCGGCUUCUUUAUAAUCAAAAUAGCUGUGAUUAACUUUAUCCCACUAGUUUUUUUACUCAUUACUUAUCUGGGUUUUUUUAAAUUCCCUUUCGUUUGAACUGUAAUGCUAGAUGAAGAGAGGACCGUUUUUAUUUGUAUUGUAAUUAUUAAAUAAGAGAAUUUACUUUGGAAUAACUUUUUUGCUCCUGUUACUGAUUGAUGAAUAUCUGUUGCUCGAUAAUGUGUGAAUUGUCCCAUUCUAUUUUUUGAAUGAUGCUGCUUCGUGAUGUGAAUAUUUGUAUCGGACGAGCAAUUAACAUUACCUAUUCAAUGAUUAUAUAUAUAUAUAUAUAUAUAUAUAUAUAUAUAUAUAUAUAAAGUUUUGUUUUUUUACUCAGUCAUAAUCUAGGUUAUCUUCUUUCUGUUAAACUAGUCAUGAGAUACUUGUGUGUCAGGAAUAAAAUACCUGUAUAUUAUAGAUUGUUGAGCCAAAAUAGUGAAAUGUGUUAAGUUCCAUUUGGUUUUUAUCGAUAUUGAUGUUUGGGUGGUUGUCAUGCUUGUUGAUUAUUAAGACUUGUUUUGGGGAUGGAUAUUUCCUUUCCUUUACUUUUUAAAUAUUUUUGCAGUGUGUUUAAGGCUUUGGCGGCAAAGAUCAUCAGCAUAUUGUAAAUGCAUGAUUUUCUAAGCUUUAUAUUGUUCAUCUUUUAGAGAUAUUACAUUCAGAAUAUAAUCUUUUGUCUGACCCUGGAUUUUUUUAACAGAUAGGUUAAGUAGGAUAGAGCCCUCAUUGCUUAUUUGUCUGACUUCUCUGUGUAUGGUGAAGUCGUUACUAGUGUUUCCUGGUAUCUGUUGGGGUUAUCCAGAAACUUGGUCAUUCAUGUCAUCAGGUUAUUUGAUGGAAAAGUCUCAAUUAAUGUAUCCAUGAUUAAUUGCUUUAGGAGAGUAUCACAGGCUUUUGUGACGUCUACAAAGAUAAUAAAUAUCAUUUGAUUCUCUUCUCAGGAACAUUGUAUAGUGUCUCUGAUUGUCGUAAUAGCGUGAGUAAUGCUAGGUGUUUUCUAAAACCAUAAUUUGUCGGUAGGAGUAGUUUAUCUGUAAGUUGGGAUAUUUUGUUGCAAAAUAUACCUCUAAACAGUUUCCCAAUUAUAUUCAGCAAGAAGAUACUACCAUAGUCAUUGGGGUCAGAUCUUUGCCCUUUGUUCAUAUAUACGUACUCGCCACUUCUGCAUUCAACUAGUAAUCUGGCAUAGUACUCUAGUUUAUCUCGAUUUUGUUCAUUAUUUUUGGUAGUAUGUUAUUUAUUUCUCUGGUUAUGCAACAUUUUCCAGGGUUUUUUUACGGUUUUUCAUCUUUUUUAAACUAAGUUUAGGAUGUUGGGUUGUACUCAUCGGUAAUUUGAGUGGUUUUGGUUUAGGUAUUUUCGCAUUAAAUAGAAUACGAUAGUGAAAUUGGAGAUCACUAUCUUUAACUUGGUUAUCUUGCUUUCUUUUGAAGGCUUGAUUACUUAUUGUAGCUAAGAUAUCAUCCAGCAUUUUGCAUACUAAGUGUCGGUCAUUCAUUUAAAAGUAGCGUCCAUCUCUGUUAUUUUGUUUAGAAUUUAUUCUUCUUUGGCUAUUCUUAUCUUCUUAUUUACUGUUUUACUUGCUUGAAUUAUAGAUCUUUAUUCUCCUUGGUAGGUUGGUUCAACCAUUUCAACCUUAGUUGUUUCCUACAUUUAUUUCCUGUUUAAGGAGAUUAUAUCUGCAUGUCAUCUUUUUAUAGCGACGUAUGGGAUAGCUGAUUCUUUGACAGCUUGUAAUAUGGUGUUUUCUGCUUGACUUGAGUUAGAAUUAUUAUCUACUGAUCUUCCUAACUUAGUUGUAUACUCUAUAGACAUUGAGUGUAUUACUCUUGAUCGUUCAUGAUAGGAUUCUUUAAUAGUACGAUGGAUAGUAUUGUUAUUUGAUUGUUUUAGUUUAAGUAUCGUCGUUAGCAUCCAUAUAUCGACUGUUGUGUAUGUCACAUAUUAGUAUGUUGGAGUUUCUUUCUAUUAUUACUAAGUCUAAAAUGUGGCUAGUCGAGGUGCUUGGAUGUAUCCAGGUGAUGGUUUUCUCUUUCAGUUUAGUAAUAAAGACGUUCAUAAUACUUAGGUUUCGCACACGUUUAUCAGUCUUAUGUCACUUGAUGAUGUCUCAGGUUCAGAUCUUGAGGGAUUUUCUAUAAUGUGAGGGUAAGAAAUAUGAAGGUCUUGGAGUAACCUACUGUUAAAGUUACAUAAUAUUACUUUAGUGUGUUUGCGUAUCUUUAAGUCUUUGAUUGUCCGUUGGAGAGUUAGAUAGAACGGUUCUUUCGUGAUUGGAGGAUUCAGUUGGGGUAUAAUAUUCAUCUAGAAUAAUGGUUCGCUUGGUGGUCGUACAAUAUACUUUAAUUGUGGCUGUCAUGACACUUAUCUCAGUGAAGUCUGUUGCUUCUAUUACUGUUUGUCUGUUGAUGUUGAUGUUUCGGUAGUCGUUAAUAUCAGGGUUUGAGUUGUAGAAUAUAGUAUUAUUAUCUAUAUUAGAGGCCGUACGAGUUUCUGUGAUUACUCUCAUGUGAUACCUACAUCCAACUAUUUGUUCUAUCUGACGGAGUUUGCUUUCUUGAGAUCGACCGGAUAUUGUAGAUGCCAAAUUUAAGUUUUUCAGAUUUCACGGAAUUUUUCGUUGUUCUAAAGUCUUGGGGAGGAAGUAAUAAGGACUAGUGGUGACUCUCCCUGUGCACUAGUCUGGUAACUAUCUCCACCUUUUAUGAUUGUACUGUGCUUCUGUGUAGACUCUGUAGUCAUUUUGCGAGUAUCGGUUGAGUUGGAUACAUUAGCCUGAUCUCCAACACCUGAUUAUUCUGGUGUUAUCAAAUUAAUUUUUUUAAUAUCACAGGUUGCAAGCAGCCGACCAUAACCAAAUGAUAAAAAGUGAAUUUAUGCUGUUCCCAUCGAAUCUUUGUUCUAACCUUCUUCAAGACAAUAAAGAUAAGUAUAUGUAAGGAUAAAUCUGGUUAGCAUGACUUGACAGAGAUGGUAAGACUGUUCUAUUUGACCUGCUUAAAUAUCUGGACUACCUGUUCCUAACAUCUAUAUAUUUCAACAAAUUACUCAAUUUUGUUUGUUUCAGCAUAUCAUUAUGUCUAUCUAUCG
Molecule: messenger RNA, 7674 nt
Organism: Schistosoma bovis
Lineage: Eukaryota; Metazoa; Platyhelminthes; Trematoda; Strigeidida; Schistosomatidae
Source: the annotation of a GenBank genome assembly